This is a messenger RNA of Epinephelus lanceolatus (giant grouper), 3399 nucleotides long. RefSeq names its product hydroperoxide isomerase ALOXE3-like. Lineage: Eukaryota; Metazoa; Chordata; Actinopteri; Perciformes; Serranidae. Gene Ontology annotation, biological process: lipid oxidation. Gene Ontology annotation, molecular function: oxidoreductase activity, acting on single donors with incorporation of molecular oxygen, incorporation of two atoms of oxygen; protein binding; iron ion binding. The record is from RefSeq and is a predicted model, not a curated record.
CAGAACUGAAAAAGGAAUGGCCAUGGCUGAGUACAAGUUAGAUGUGACAACAGGUGACAUGACAUAUGCAGGAACGUUUGACCACAUAUAUGUCACUUUAAUUGGAACUGGAGGGAAGAGCGAGCAAACUGAGUUGGACAACUAUGGUAUGGAUUUUAAACCUGGGAUGACAUCAAAUUACACCGUGAAAACCAGUUCAUCUCUGGAGAAACUUCUGCUGGUCAAAGUGGAGAAAGAUCCUUUUUUAUUUCUCCCAGAAGAUGAGUGGUUCUGCUCCAAAAUAGUGGUGACGACUCCAGAAGGAGAAGCCAUUCUUUUCCCCUGUUACAGAUGGAUCUCCAGGGGAGAACUGGUGGAGCUGAGAGGAGGGAAAGCCACGAAGGUUUUUGAGGACGACCAUCCCCUGUUGACUGACCACAGGAAAAAUGAGCUGAUGCUUAAAAAGACUUUGUACCAAUGGGAGAAUUCUGAUAAAAAGCUACCACACAAGAGUCAUUUCAAAGAUGUAUCUGAGCUCCCAUCAGAAGUCUGCUUCUCUUUGUCCAAGACAAUGGAAGUUCUUUAUACAAAAAACGUAAUGGGUGCUGAGCUCAUGUUUAAGGGGAUGCUUGGAUCCACUGAAAUCUGGGGAAAAAUUGAAGAUAUUAAAAACAUCUUCAGGUCUACAGAGACACCAGUGUCAGAGUAUGUUUCAGAGCACUGGAAGGAAGACGACUUUUAUGGAUCCCAGUUUCUGAACGGAGUCAACCCCAAUGUGAUCAAGCGCUGCUCAGAGCUUCCCCCAAACUUUCCAGUCACAGAGGAGAUGGUGAAGCCGUUCCUGGCAAAGGGAACCUCUCUGCAGAAGGAAAUGGAGAAAGGCAACAUAUUCCUCUGUGACUACAAGGUGUUGGAUGGAUUACCCACUAAGGUUUAUGAUGGUGAAUCUCUGCACGUGACUCCUGGUUUCAUAAUGUUCUACUUGAAUCCAGAAAAUAAACUGAUGCCAAUUGCAAUACAGCUGUAUCAACAACCCUCUGAGCAGAACCCCAUCUUUCUGCCCAGUGACCCAGAGACUGACUGGCUGCUGGCCAAGAUGUUUAUUAAAAAUGCAGACUUGUUUCAACAUCAGGCAGUCUAUCACUUCACAAACUCUCAUGGUUUGGCAGGAGUCUUUACUGUUGCCACUCUGCGCUGCUUCCCUGUGUUUCAUCCCCUCUACAAGCUGCUGAUCCCUCAUUUCCGUUACACUCUCCAAAUAAAUACUAUGGGACAGAAAUCUAUUUAUGGACCUGACGGCAUUUUGAGUAAAACUUCAGCUGGACUCCAGGGGAACAUAGAGCUCGCGGAAAAGGCUCACUCUGAAUUGACCUACAUUUUCCUCUGUCUGCCAGAGAACAUCACUGCACGAGGACUGGAGUCCAUACCCAACUUCUACUACAGAGAUGAUGGCCUGAAGCUGUGGGACAUCAUCUACAGCUUUGUGAAGGCAACAGUGGAGUACUAUUACCCCUCAGAAAAUGACGUGCGGAAUGACACUGAGCUGCAGGAUUGGAUCAGUGAGAUAUUCACACAUGGCUUCUUAGGAAACACAACCUCAGGGUUUCCAUCAGAGUUUACGACUGUCGAGGAAGUGAUCAAGUUCAUCACCAUGAUAAUCUUCACAGUGACAGGUCAACAUGCUGCAGUCAAUAAUGGACAGUAUGACUACUACCCCUGGAUCCCCAAUGGCUCGUUCCUGCUACGCAAAGCUCCUCCAACCACUAAGGGGCAGUCAAGCAUGAAGACACUUUUGGAGACCCUCCCAGAUGUUGGACUGACGGGAAAAUUUGCAGCAUUGUCUUGGAUACUUUCAAACAAGUACACUGAUACGGUUCCCAUGGGUUCAUACCCAGAUGAACGAUUCAAUGAGCCUGCCCCUAAGCAGAUGAUUAAGGAAUUUCAAGCAGAGUUGUCCUUCCUCAGUGAAGAAAUCACAACAAGAAACUCACAGCUUGAAGUACCCUACACAUAUCUGAACCCUGCUGUUGUGGAGAACAGUGUAACUAUUUAACUAAGCCUGAUAAAGCCUUUUUUAUCCUUCUGCAUCAAUCAACAACUAGUGCAGUGCCUGUUCAAAACUGUGUCGACUGCUUGGCCUAUUUUGCUGCUUGCUGCAUUCUCGAGAACCACUCAUACAAACAGUUUCACACACUGAAUUGUAGCCUACUACUACAUUUGCCUGACAGAGAGAAAUGACACAGAUUCAGAUUUUGCUCCUAAAAACAAUUAAAAUGUGAUGCUUUAUUUUUCAUUAAACUAUUCAGGAAUAUAUGAGAAUCAAACACUUCACCUUAAACAGACUUUAAUUACUGAUAAUACCUCCGUCACUCUUCACUUUACAACAGACAGUAGAUUUAAACAGCGGCGGUGAGUUGCUGGCAGUAGCGUUAUUAGUGUUGUAAGUUAGGAUAGCAAACGUACAAAAUGGAUGCAGGUGAAGACAUGCUCAAAUCCACAUCACUGUAGUUAUAAGGCAGAACAGGGAUUUACAUAGCAGGUAUUUAGCAUAAGCACACACACACACCACUCACUUGGCGACCUUUUGUAACUUACGAAUUUGAGUAAUCUCAGUCAGUGGCUCCUCCGGCAACAGCACAGUGUCUCUCCUCCUCCAUCUUCUGUCUUGCUGUGUGCAAGAAGGCAGGAGAGAGUUACUAUAGUCAGCAGUUGGUUAAUCAGGACAGCUUAGUAAAACAGCUUUACACUUGACAAUGCGUUACUUUGGGUCCGGGAACAGACAUGUUUAUUAUUCUGAAAGUUGCAUGACUAAAUGUUUCAGUUUGCUACAAUUUAACAUCUCUUUAUUCAUCUGUUGUGAAGACAUGCUCGAAGGCCCUGCCCCUGCUGCCGGAAAGAGUCACAGUGCGCUGUUUGCUUGUUUAUUAAUAUUAUUAAUACUAAACUUAUCUAAAUCACACUAAAUUUGCCAAUGCACACUCAAGGGUCCCAAGCAAUACACCUGCCAAGUGUGAAGUAGACUGGAUGAACAGUUCCUGAGAUAUGUGAAGGACAAAUAUGAAACGGCUACAUACAAGCAGAGAUUUCUUGUUUUACAGUUAGAUAUUGAUACCUUUUUAAUAACACCCGUAUUGCAUGCUGGGUUGUGUGUUAAAACUAUGUUCUGGGUUGUGUUAUUUUAAGUAUAAUGGCACCUAUAUCUUUGUGUGAAUUACACAGACAGAUGUUGAGAAAUAACAAAUGAGAAGAUUGGGUAACAAUCUUUUUAAGUGUAUUCUGUUAUUCAAGUUCUUCUUACUCUUUAAUGUUGUGAGUACAAAACAGUGUAUCUGGUAAUGAAUGAUGGCUUAUGUACUUCACCAGUAUGUGUUUUAAUUAUUAAUUUGCUUUGUUUGCAGUUCAUAUUAAAAUGGCAUAUGG